Messenger RNA from Dictyostelium discoideum AX4, 903 nucleotides. The record is from the annotation of a RefSeq genome assembly. Lineage: Eukaryota; Evosea; Eumycetozoa; Dictyosteliales; Dictyosteliaceae.
AUGAGACAACGAAAAAAUGUGACAAAAUUUAUAAAAAGAGCAUAUAGGGAUAUGGGAGAAUUAAAACAAUAUAAACGAUAUACAAAGACACGAUUAAAUAUAAUAUCGAAUAAGGUAUUUUUAUUAAAGAAUGAAUUAUAUCCGUUACAACCAAAAAAAAAGAGAGGGAAAAGGGAUCAACAAUUGAAAACAACUUAUACGAAAAAAAAAUUAAAAAGAAUCUUAUCAUUAUUGUUUCGUAUAGGUGGAAAAAUUUAUAGAAAAAAAAUAAAAAAGAAAAAAAUAAAUUUAAAAAAACAGCAAGAACCUUUUACACAGAAUUUAACAUUACAUCGAUUAUUUCGAAAGUUUUAUUUAAAUUUAAAAUUAAAACAAUUUAAAUUAUUAUAUAAGAAAUAUAAAGGAAAUGAAAAAGUAAUAAUACAACAAUUAGAAAAAAGAGUAGAUAUGGUAUUAUUACGAAGUGGUUUUGUAAGAAGUCUGUAUGAAGCGAGACAAAUAAUAAAUCAUAAACAUCUUUUAGUGAAUGGAAAAAUCGCAAGCUUACCUGGAUAUAUGAUAAAUGUAGGUGAUAUUAUUAGUUUUAAAGAAGGGAGCAUGAAAAGAAAACUUUUAAAAAGAUUAAAAAAAGGAUUAAUAUCUAAAAAGUCAAGAAAAAGAUGGACAAACCGAAACUUUAAAUUUAAGCGAUUUCAAAAUUACAAAAGAAAAAGACAAAAAAAAAAAAAUAAGAAUAAAGUAAGAGCAACUGGACCAAAUUAUUUAGAAAUAUCACAUUCAUUAUUAUUAAUAAGUUUAAUAGAAGAGCCGAAAUUAACAGCAAUAAAAUAUCCAUUUACGUUACAACCAGAAAAGAAUAUAAAGUUUAUAACUUUAUUAAAGAAAUAUAAAAGACUAAGAUAA